AUGCCCAAAGAUCGCCUUUAUGACCUACGGGAUAUAGAAGUCAGCCGAGAGCCAGAGCAAUCUCGCUCAUUGCUCGCCCAAGGCGCCGUUGACGACGAUGAAGUUGGACCUUCGCCAGCACAUCAACCGCCUCCAUUUCCCCAAUCUUCUCUCUCCAGGACCGCUUCAAAUGGGUUCCCUCGCGCUCCGCGCACCAUAAAUCGAGUCCGCUUCGACGUAAGAGAGACGGACAGCGGCGAGCAUGCGCUCAACGGCCAUGUGCGUACACCGAGCCGGGAAAACGGCGGUUGGCCCGAGGCUGAGCAUGACUUGUUCGGAAACGAUGUUGAGAGGCAAAGGGCGCCUCUUCUCACCAAUGUCGAGGCACCUAGUGUCAUGGUGGCCGAAGAUUUGGAUUUCAACGCUGAGGGACUGCUGGAGAAUGCCAGGCCGAAGAGUGGUAUAAUGUAG
Molecule: messenger RNA, 450 nt
Organism: Letharia lupina
Lineage: Eukaryota; Fungi; Ascomycota; Lecanoromycetes; Lecanorales; Parmeliaceae
Exons: 2
Coding region: 1-450 (149 amino acids)
Source: RefSeq, a predicted model, not a curated record